Molecule: messenger RNA, 1247 nt
Organism: Drosophila teissieri
Lineage: Eukaryota; Metazoa; Arthropoda; Insecta; Diptera; Drosophilidae
Gene: Uev1A
Product: ubiquitin-conjugating enzyme E2 variant 1
Exons: 4
Coding region: 99-536 (145 amino acids)
Biological process (GO): protein K63-linked ubiquitination; DNA damage tolerance
Cellular component (GO): nucleus
Source: RefSeq, a predicted model, not a curated record
UAAGUACGCAAAACAACAGCUAAAACUGCACUGGUCACAUCACACUUAUAACGCGUUAGCACACUGUUUCGGUAUUUUAGCAUUUAGCGUUAACCACAAUGGCGAAUACAUCAAGUACCGGCGUUGUGGUGCCACGAAAUUUCCGCUUACUGGAGGAGCUGGAUCAGGGCCAGAAGGGCGUGGGCGAUGGCACCAUAUCGUGGGGAUUGGAGAACGACGACGACAUGACGCUUACCUACUGGAUCGGCAUGAUCAUCGGUCCGCCUAGAACACCAUUCGAGAAUCGAAUGUAUUCACUAAAGAUCGAGUGCGGCGAACGCUACCCGGAUGAGCCACCAACACUCAGGUUUAUAACUAAAGUAAACAUAAACUGCAUUAAUCAGAACAAUGGCGUGGUUGAUCAUAGAUCAGUUCAGAUGUUGGCCAGGUGGAGUCGCGAGUACAAUAUAAAAACGAUGCUGCAGGAAAUCCGUAGGAUUAUGACCAUGAAAGAGAACCUGAAGCUGGCACAGCCGCCAGAAGGAAGCUGUUUUUAGUCGACAACAUCCGUUAGCAACACCAGCAGCAGCUGCACCAGCAACGACUGCAACUUGAGCGGGAGCAGCAUCCACACCAAACAGUAAAAGCAGGAAAACCCCAUCAGUCCAAAAGUCCAAGACCAAGGUCGCCACAUUAGUGGAAUGAAGAGAUUGUCUGUGGUGGCUGCUCCUCCGAGUUGCUUUCGCCGGCAGCGAAUGAUUAUUAAUGAACGUAAUAAAGAUCGAGUGCGGUUAUUGUGGCAAGAACAACAACCAAAUGCAAGCUAUAUACUAUAAGUAAAGGGAACAGCGGCGAAAAAUGCGAUAGGAGCGUCACUAUGAAAACGGUCAUCGUCGUCCCUUCCGUCAUGAACUAUGUCAUCGUGUUUGGUUACUUUACUUCUACUUCAGUCCCAACAAAACAAAAACUAAAAAAAAAAAUAAGGAAACUUCUUGAAUAAGAAAUAAAACAGCAGCGAGCGAAACAAGUAAAAAUGCCUGAGAGAUUCGAAAACUCAGAAUAUUAUUUCAACCCUUCAAACAACAAGCAACAAAUUCGUAAACUAAUCGAACAGAAAAGUAAUGCAUAACAAUGAUAAAGAUAAAUUAAGAUCACAGCAUGAGAGCCGAGCGUAAUUAUUGUUUUUUGCGUAAACUAAAACUUUAUUAAUUAUAUACAUAAAGCAAAAUAUAUAUUAAUUUAAAUAAAAACCAACAUGUCGAACAGAA